Molecule: messenger RNA, 1034 nt
Organism: Spea bombifrons (plains spadefoot toad)
Lineage: Eukaryota; Metazoa; Chordata; Amphibia; Anura; Pelobatidae
Gene: POLD4
Product: DNA polymerase delta 4, accessory subunit
Exons: 4
Coding region: 87-434 (115 amino acids)
Biological process (GO): DNA-templated DNA replication; DNA synthesis involved in DNA repair
Cellular component (GO): delta DNA polymerase complex
Molecular function (GO): DNA-directed DNA polymerase activity
Source: RefSeq, a predicted model, not a curated record
AGUAACACCCGCAGAGAAACCAAACAAGGAAGAGAGACAGAGGGAGAAAAAGACUGAGCAGACUGCGAUACUCAGCAGUAGUGAUCAUGGACAAAAAGCAACGAGUGACAGACUGCUUUCAGGUAGUCAGAGAUGGCAAAAAGAGGAUGACAACCCCUAACAGAGGAAAACCAGCUGUGCAUGCUAAAGGAAAGCCAGGGGAGCCACCAACCAAGCAAAAGUCAGAGACAAACAGUUUGUCUGCCUUGGAAAAAUUGAGAGAGUUUGACCUGAACUGGCACUUUGGACCAUGCUCAGGUAUAACCAGACUGGAGAGGUGGCAGAGGGCACAGGAACUCAAGCUUUCACCACCUGAAACUAUUAGGCAAAUACUCCUGAAUCACCCAUCUGACCCUGCCUAUCAAUACAGUUUGUGGCAUGCAUAUAACCUUUAAGAACGGACAAUGACAUCAUCAGGACUUCAUUGCUCUAACAUAUAUCACAGACAUCCAUUUUGCUCUACAAGUUUUUUGUUUCUUUAUUUUCUUCCAUAUCCAAAAGAGACCAGUAAAUCUUUAAUUAACUACCAGCGCCAAGUGCUAACCCAACAAACUUGGACACUGCAGGCAGACAGGCGUAACCAUAAAAUUGGCGCAUUAUGGCUACUUGGAUGCAAGGCCGCAAGACCUAGCUUUUGAAUUGACCAUCAUCUUCACGCUGUAUAACAAACAAUAAUUCGUCAGGAUUUCAUGGCUCCAGGACACAACCCAAGACAUCCAUUUUGCUCUGCAUUACAAGGAUACUGGUAUCCCUUGCCAGGAGUUCAGAAGAAUAAGCAAUAUGACAUUCGUAUGGCUGAAUGGAAAUGUCGUGAUAAUGGUUUGUCUAUUAUACUGGAUAUUUAUUGCAAGUCUAUAGUUUGACUCCAUAGACCGAACAUAGAACCGACUGGAAAUAAGAGGUCACUAUUUUACCCUUUGUUUUAAGUUUGCUCCAGGAUACACCAGGGUUAGUUUUUCAGUUGCUGUUAAAACUACAAAUUGUCACAGCCCUCA